Molecule: messenger RNA, 891 nt
Organism: Rotaria sordida
Lineage: Eukaryota; Metazoa; Rotifera; Eurotatoria; Philodinida; Philodinidae
Source: the annotation of a GenBank genome assembly
AUGGUGCAUCAUUUCCACAACAAUUUCUUCCAACAAAAUCAAAUUAGAACUGUUCCAGCACUCGAAGCAAUUGCUGCUGCAGUAGCAAAGAACAGUGAUACAUCAAAUUCAUUAAAACCCAAUGAAGAAUUUAGUGUUUUAGGAAGAAUUUAUAUUAGUUUAGCUAUUGUUGGUGGUGUGAUUAAUUGUAUGCUUUAUAAAGUUGAUGAUGGUUAUCGAGAUGUUAUUUUUGAUCAUUUUCAAGGUGUUAAACUAGAUGUUAUUGAAGAAAGAACUCAUUUUAUGAUUUCAUGGCUUCAUAGAGCAAUUAUAUUUGAUAUUCGUACACGACCACGAUCUGUUCCAUCAAUAACAGAAAUAAAACAUUUACAAACAAUUAAUAUAACAUUAUGUAUUCUUUAUCGACCAAGAGCUGAACUUUUACCAAAAAUGUUUUGCAAAUUUGGUUUUAAAAUCUGUUGUACUAAGUCUCAAUUUGAUGCUAUUGAAUUGAUUACACAACGUACACUUAUUUCUCAACGUGUUAGUGAAUUAUUAACAGAACGUGCUACUCAAUUUGGUUUAUCACUUGAUGAUAUUUCAAUUACACAUUUAAGUUUUAGACCUGAAUUUACAAGUGCUGUUGAAUUAAAACAAGUUGCACAACAAGAUGUUGAAAAACAACGAUUUUUAGUCGAAAAAACGGAACAAAGUCGUCAAGCAAAUGUUAUUGCAGCAGAAGGUGAUGCUCAUGCAGCUGAUUUGAUUUGUAAAGCUUUAGAUGAAGCUGGUGAUGGCAAAUUGUCGAAUAUCUUUUAUUAUCCUGUCUUACUUUGUUUUAAUAUUCAUGUUAGAGUCUAUUUACCACAUGGUCCUCAAAUAUUACUUAACAUUACUGGUGCUAUGCAAUAA